Molecule: messenger RNA, 658 nt
Organism: Lactuca sativa (garden lettuce)
Lineage: Eukaryota; Viridiplantae; Streptophyta; Magnoliopsida; Asterales; Asteraceae
Gene: MEE9
Product: maternal effect embryo arrest 9
Source: RefSeq, a predicted model, not a curated record
CUCAUUCUUAUCAGUCCACUCCACUCACCCAACAAGUAGUAAGAAGCAGAGUGCCAAACACGCCCAAAACACUCAAAUCCGCCAUGGAAGCUCUGAUUUCUCAGUUCACUUUUCUCUCCGAUCAAUCUCUCCAUGAUAAAAACUUCGAUCCAUCAACGAUCGAAGAUCUGAUGAAAUUAUUCGAGCUCGAAUCAUACAAAUCAUGGGCGGCGAUGGAGCUCGAACAUGAGACAGAAGUGGCAGCGGCUGAGGAUUCGAUGAAAGAAGCGGAAGAUUACCUCGAUUCCGCCAUGGAAAGCGCGAUGGAGGAGUUCAGAAGGUUUGAGGAAGAGAUGGAACGCGAAGCGAACAAGGAGCUACAGGGAUUGUUGUCGAUCGGAGAAAGUGCGAGGAGGUUGGGUAAAUCCAUGGAGAAAGCGGCGAAUUUCGCUUCUAACAAGUAUAUUGAGGCGGCGUUAAAUUCCGCAACGUCGUCGAUGAGAUCGGCGAUGAAGGUGGUUUCCUCUAAUUCAAAGAAAGUUCAUCCUUCUUAAAUGUAUUCUAUCAUUCGACUGUAAGCCAAUUCCUGAAUCAGCUUAUCUGCAAUCUGUUAUGUUGUUAUGGUUAGUCAAGACAUCUAUGGAAAUCUAUUUGAAUUAUUUACAUUUUGUCAACAAAA